Fusarium musae is the source of this 795-nucleotide messenger RNA. RefSeq lists its product as uncharacterized. The record is from RefSeq and is a predicted model, not a curated record. Gene Ontology annotation, cellular component: vacuolar membrane; fungal-type vacuole. Bases 1 to 795 code for a protein of 264 amino acids. Gene Ontology annotation, biological process: L-cystine transport. Gene Ontology annotation, molecular function: L-cystine transmembrane transporter activity. NCBI's taxonomy places the organism in Eukaryota, Fungi, Ascomycota, Sordariomycetes, Hypocreales, Nectriaceae. The transcript is spliced from 2 exons.
AUGGCUGUCGGCUUCCUCACCUUCAUUUCAGGCCUCUUUGGAUGGAUUUAUUUCCUCGCCUGGAGCGCGUCCUUCUAUCCCCAGCCCUUGCUGAACUGGCGUCGUCGAUCCACCAGCGGCACAACUAUUGAUUUCCCCUUUAUCAACGUCCUCGAAAUCCGCGCUCAGUAUGCUGCGAGACACAGAGGCCUCGAGUCUACUGUGCAAUUUAACGACAUCACUUUUGCUCUCCACGCUCUGUUCUUGUCUGUCAUCACAACCUCACAGUAUUUCGCUCCAUCGUUGUGGGGGUUCACCCCGAACUCCGGAAACCGACCCAGCCGGUUUAUCCUGGGGGUAGCAGCCGGCUGUAUCACUGGGGUUCUUUUGACAUGUGUUAUCGUUGCUUCAUCUCCCGGAAACGAUGCCGUCUAUGACUGGGUUGCCCUUGAUAUUGUCUACGCCGUAGGCUAUGUCAAACUUAUUGUCACCUUGAUCAAGUACACUCCCCAAAUCGUCACCAACUACAACAACCAGAGCACCGACGGCUGGAGCAUCUCUCAGAUCUUACUGGAUCUUACUGGCGGUGUCCUUAGCGUCAGUCAGCAGGCCAUCGAUAGUUAUCAGCUGCGCGACUGGAGCGGUAUCACCGGCAAUCCGGUCAAGUUUGCUCUUGGCAACAUCAGCAUGGUUUACGACACCAUAUUCAUCAUCCAGCACUACGUUCUGUACCAUGACUCAGAGAAGCCGCUGUCUGGUAAUCGCGAGAAUCAGAGAUUGUUGGAUGAGGAGCGAAGAGCGGAGCGCAGCGAGUGA